AUGAACUUGCGACUAUUGCUUGCGGUAGUAGUUUUCCCCGUCUUGUUCUACGAAUCGACUGCAUUAGGUUGGGCUCUACUUAGAGGCUUAAAAGACAUUUUUUGUGGCUCAAUGGCGACAACAACAACGACCACAACUCCACCAACCAUCUUCAAUUUGACGCAAAAUACCACUGGUGCCUUGGGAUUUAUUGUGCGUGCUUUGUCCGAUCAAAGCAGCGGAUCACCAGUGAUAUAUGCACCCAUUUUCAACUGGGCGCAAGUGCCGGCAAAUGAGACGAGUCCUUGAUAUGAC
Messenger RNA from Bactrocera latifrons, 294 nucleotides. RefSeq lists its product as uncharacterized. NCBI's taxonomy places the organism in Eukaryota, Metazoa, Arthropoda, Insecta, Diptera, Tephritidae. The record is from RefSeq and is a predicted model, not a curated record. Bases 1 to 288 code for a protein of 95 amino acids. The transcript is spliced from 2 exons.